Molecule: messenger RNA, 294 nt
Organism: Puccinia triticina
Lineage: Eukaryota; Fungi; Basidiomycota; Pucciniomycetes; Pucciniales; Pucciniaceae
Exons: 2
Coding region: 1-294 (97 amino acids)
Source: RefSeq, a predicted model, not a curated record
AUGGGCGCGUCUGCGGCCAGGGGAGACGCCCUAUCCGAUUCGCCGACGAAGCCCACCAAGGCGCCCGGGACGACAGCUCCUUGGUCUCGCCAAUCUCGCCCUCUGUCCACGCCGGCGGCUUGCCUCCUUGACCAAGCUGCAUCCUCUAGUCCAAGCAUAGAGUUGUCGGAUGAUGGACGCAGACACACCCUCGCCUCCCUUCUACUUUCUGUCUAUCCCGGGCUGAACUUGCAACCAGCCACGCUUGGUCCUGAACACAACUCCACACCCCCGGAUGGUCGACUCACGCCCUGA